AUGGCCUUCGAGUGCACCAGCGUCCCGUCGAAGGUGGCUUUGGAAGUCUGGGAGCUCGCCGAAGUAAGCGCCGACCUCACCAAGUGGAAGCGCAAGCUGAAGGACUCGUUUGGAGUGCGUGGGACGACGACGGUGCGGAAGCUGGACGACGUCGACCCGAGUCUGGUUCCGCUGCCGACGACACCGUGGAAAGCCUCCACAGGCUACCAGAUGCAGACGCCGGACACCAAGCAGGUCUUCGGCAAGACGCCCGACUCGCCGUACUUCGCAGACUCGCACAUGGUGACGCCGAAGAAGAAUAGUGACGGUCGGCGAUUUAACCUUCCCGCGCUCGGCGAUGAUGAUGACGACGACGAUGACACGGGCUACGACUUCGCUGACCCGUGUGAAGACCUGACGGCGCAGAUUCGGCGAUCAUACCAGCGUGAAGACGAAGACGGGACGGGGCUCAGCGAUGAGCGAUCGCUGCGCUGGCUCAAGAAGUUCAUCUACGAGAUGGAGGGAACCAACACCCAGCAGGACCGCUGGUGUGAGCCGUUUCAGCUCCUCAUGGAGAGUGGAGCUAGCAACUGGGCUCGCCAGCUCCCGAAGAAGACGCGCAACAAGUGGUCGCUGCUGUGCGAGGCGUUCAUGGCGUACUACUGCUCGCAGCACGACCAAUCCGCCGAAGACCGAUAUUACACCGCCACGCGGGACGAGGGGGGGGGGCACAUCUGCGCCUACCUGCUGCGCCUGAAUGUGUACGCUCGCUCGCCGAAAAUCGCGUAUGAAGCGGGCGGUACCAUCGGCGCGAGUCACGUCAAGCGCUUCCUCGACACUUGCGAAGAUGAUGCGCUGGUCCGACAGUUGAUCCCUCAACGAUUCGACAAUAUUGUCAAGGUGGAAGCUGUGAUCAACGACACGAUGGCCGCUAACCGACGCCGCAAAGACAAGGGCAGCACGCCGCUAGACGUGACGCCCGUAGGAAUGACCGGGAUGAUCGCCGAGGUGACAGCCGCAACCGUGAAGAUCGCUACGAUCGUCGAGUCACCGUCGCAAUUUUGCACGCAGGUGCAUGGUGCCGGCCAGUGCGAGCACCACAAGCUCUACGAGGAGGCUGUGAAGGAUGUCAGCGAAUCUACCGGGAUGAUCACAAGUGCGACGCUGCGUGAGACGAGGCCAACCCCGCGAGUCAAGGUGAUGAAGCUGCUCGCGGGCGAGCGCCAAGGAUGGUGGUCGCAGAAACAGUUCGAUCGGCGAAAGCGGGUGCGAGCACUUGUGAUGGGAGCAGUGAACGACAGAAAAACGGAGAUUUUGCUGGGCACGGGCACGAACGUGAGUGCGGUCAGCGAAUCUUUCGCUAAGAAAAUACGGCUGAGACGCAGGGUGAACAUGGACAUGCAGCUGGACAUACAAGGAAUUGCCAAGGACGAGGUCUACACGAACGAACCCGGUGUCAGGCUGGACCUCUUCCGGUCGACGAUGAAGAACCCGGAGGAGGUGGUGGUGCCGCUAGUCAAGUCGCAGAAGGAAGUCGACGAGCUGUCCUGUCCGGCACACUUCCCGUUCGUGUAUUGGAUCCCGCACGAGGACCUGCCGCUCAGCGAUGGAUACGUGCAAUUGCAUACCAGGAAGUAUCCCGACGAGACAGGGGUGACUGAUGAAAUCUCGUCGAAUUGCGGCGAGAGCGACAAGUCUGAGGAAGCGACAGUGGUAAGCUGUCCUAUAGACGCCGGGGAACAAGACUAUGCGACCCGCGUCACUCCUCAAGAAGGUGAAUUUGGUGAAGUUCGGUCGGCGAACGAAGUCCAAGUUGCCUACGAACACCCAAGGUUCUCGCCUGACGAUGAUAACACCGCUCACCUGAUAAGCAUGCUCCGACAGCAAACGGAUGGGAUGCGCACACUGAGUGCCAGACCAGACCUCAUCAAGGGUGUCUAUCUCGACGGAACAGGAGGUGUGACUGAGCCUGUGUACGUUACCGUGGCGGCGCUGCAAGAGAUGGAUGACGAGAUCGAAGAAUCGAUGAGCGACGAUCCGCUCGACGACCUACGACAUUGCUAUAUCGCCUCCGCGAAGGCUCUCAUGGUAGAUGGCGACAGUGUGGAUGGAGACGAGUUCGAGCACGAAGCAACCGAGAUUCAUUUUGAAGAUUACGCACACGAACUCGCCUUCUUACCGGACUUGACCGCGCCUGCCUCGACGAUCUUGGACUAUGAUGCGCCAAAUGUGAAGAACCCCUCACUGGAUCCAAUUGGACAGAUCAAGCUCGUCGAGACACUGCGUCGGCAUGAAGAGAUCAUGAUCGCCAGUGGCAACGCACUACCGCCGCCUGCGUACGGCGCGGUGUGCGACAUUGAUGUUCAAGGCAACGCCCCUAUCAAGCAAAGAGCUCGGCGAAUUCCGCUGAAAUACUUGCGGAAGCUCUAUGAGCUGCUGAAAGGGCUGCUGGAGGCAGGACUCAUUGCGUUCUCAUCCAGUCCGUGGGCCUCGCCGAUCGUAAUCGUGCUCAAGAAGAACGGCCUCGAUAUACGGCUAUGA
Molecule: messenger RNA, 2520 nt
Organism: Phytophthora sojae
Lineage: Eukaryota; Oomycota; Peronosporomycetes; Peronosporales; Peronosporaceae
Exons: 8
Coding region: 1-2520 (839 amino acids)
Source: RefSeq, a predicted model, not a curated record